AUGUUGUCGCAGCAGUUGAACGCGAAAAGACAGGCCUCGUGGCAGAUCUAUCAGAUAUAUAGAAAUGUGGCCAGCAAAACGACUCUUGCCCAGGAAACGAUAAGCUUGGAGCAGGCCAAACCCUACGCGGAGGUGCCGGGUCCGAGCAAAUUCCAGAUGAUACGAGCUUUUAUGCCGGGCGGCCGCUACAAAAAUGCACCCGCCCAUGAAAUGUUUCUGGAUCUGAGCCGACAGUUUGGUGGCCUCUUCCGGAUGCCCAGUAUUGCGGGUACCGACAUGGUCUUGACCAUGAAUCCCCAAGAUUAUGCGACGGUCUUUCGCAAUGAGGGCCAGUGGCCAUAUAGACGGAGCUUCACGACUGUUGAGUAUUUCAGGAAGGUCCGCAGACCGGAGGUGUUCGGCGAGUACGAUGGCUUGGUCUCUGGGAAUGGUGCCGCAUGGGGCAAGAUGCGAACAGCGGUAAACCCGAUCCUCCUGCAGCCCCGCAAUGCAAAACUCUACUUGAAGAACCUGGUGCAGGUCAGCGAUGAGUUUCUGGAGCGCAUUCGCCUUAUCCGUGAUCCGGUUAGCCAGGAGAUGCCAGAUGACUUUACCGAGGACAUUCGUAACUUGGUGAUCGAAUCUAUAGGCUCGGUGGCUCUCAAUACCCAUCUGGGUCUGCUGGGGGAGAACCGGUACAGCGACGAGGCCAAUCAGCUAAAAGCUGCCCUGAAAGACUUCGUGGAGCUGGGCUUCCAGCUGGACAUGAUGCCGGCCAUCUGGAAGUAUCUGCCAGUGCCAAAGUUUAAUCAGCUGAUGCGUUCCCUGGACACCAUCACGGACUUCUGCUGCACCCACAUUGAGCAGGCACUGCAGCGGAUCGAGGAAGACGUUAAAGCAGGCAAAAUGAGCCCCGAGAUGGGAAUGGAGGCUAGUCUGCUGGAGAAAUUGUCUCGCUUCGAUCGCCAAACGGCUGUGAUCAUCGCCAUGGACUUCCUCUUUGCUGGAACAGAUCCAACCCUUGUAAGCCUGGUUGGCAUUCUGCUCAGCCUGGCCAAGAAUCCAGACAAGCAGGCUCGCCUGCUCGAGGAGAUCAACCAGAUACUGCCGGCCAAAGACUCGCCCCUGACCAUUGAGAACAUGAGUAAUCUGCCCUACCUGCGCGCCUGCAUCAAGGAGGGCAUUCGCCUCUACCCCAUUGGCCCCGGCACCGUACGCCGCAUGCCCCACGACGUGGUGCUUAGUGGCUAUCGUAUCGUUGCCGGCACCGAUGUGGCCAUAGCGGCCAACUAUCAGAUGGCCAACAUGGAGGAGUACGUUCCCAGGGUGCGGGAGUUCCUGCCGGAGCGCUGGCUGCGUGACGAAUCCAACUCUAAGCUAGUGGGAGACACGGCCACGCCUUUCAUGUAUCUGCCCUUCGGGUUCGGGCCGCGUGCCUGCGCCGGCAAGCGGAUUGUGGACAUGAUGCUGGAGAUAGGAGUCGCCCGGCUUGUGAGGAACUUCGAGAUUGGCUUCGACUAUCCCAUCGAGAAUGCCUUCAAGACCCAGUUCUUUGUCCAGCCCAAUAUUCCCUUCAAGUUUAAGUUUGUGGAGCGUACAGCGUAGUGAGGAUACGGAUAAGUAUGAAAUGACCAAAUAAAUGCACUUCACAGCCAGCUAAA
Drosophila persimilis is the source of this 1640-nucleotide messenger RNA. It is a transcript of the gene Cyp12e1, whose product is annotated as probable cytochrome P450 12e1, mitochondrial. The coding region runs from base 1 to 1584 and encodes 527 amino acids. Gene Ontology annotation, molecular function: heme binding; oxidoreductase activity, acting on paired donors, with incorporation or reduction of molecular oxygen; monooxygenase activity. The transcript has 6 exons. Lineage: Eukaryota; Metazoa; Arthropoda; Insecta; Diptera; Drosophilidae. The record is from RefSeq and is a predicted model, not a curated record.